AUGAGCGCCAUCUGGCUGCUGAUUUGUCUCCUUUUCAUUCGCCGUGUUGUAGCCCAAGAAGAAGGGUACGGUGGGGAUGACUACGAAGUCGAUGACCCUAACGGCACCACCGGUAGCGAAGCUCGACGAGCACGUCUCCGUCGAUGGUAUCCUUGGUGGAGGAAAGAUCUGAAGGCCGACGUGCUGAGCGAAAACUUCUUCGAGAAGUUCAUCACCCACUUUCGAAACCCGGCCAUCCACCCGUGCGACAACUUUUAUCGGCAUGUAUGCCCGAUUUCGAUGGAACUGAAGGACACCUACUACGCCCAGGUACAAGCCCACGGCGUCGAGAAGUUGCGGCAGUGGGGAAUCAUCGGCACGUUCAAUCGGUCAGUCGAGGCUGCGUCGCGUUCAAAAGUCGAUCCCGAGCAGCAAGAUCGCCGGAAGAUGCAAAAGGAGUUACGCGCGAAGAACGAGCAACCUCACGAAGACGUGGUUAGACUGCGCCGAGAGCGAGAAGAAAUGGGAGAUCUGGUUGAGAAACUUUCGAUGAUCCCCGAUCGUGUCGAAUUCCUGACAGAUGCUCUGGAACGCGUCCACGGCAUGAACCGCCGGCUGCCGAGGAUGCACAACAACCUGCAGGACCAAAUGAUGAAGCUGGUCGAGACAUUCUCGCGCGAGCCCAACUACGAGGAGCUGUACAGGCAACAUGUGAACGCCAUCAACGAGCUGACCAUCUUCUUCGCGGUGGUCGACGAGACGUUGGAGCAGAUCGAUGGGCUGAAGGCGCUGAUUGAUGUGACGAAGAAAACUUUUGAGCAUCUGAAGUUCACCCCUGACCAGUGGCCGGACCGCUACUUCGAAAUAUCCUACGCUUGGACCACCUCUUUGAAGCCGAUGAUCGAAAAAUGGGCAUCGAUUCAGCAACUUCUAGCUGUCGGGUUGAGAAGGAUCGGAAGCUCGAAUUCCGGCCGUUACGUCUCGAUGUCGAUCUGGGAGCUGAUGCCGGUUUUGGUGAAUCCGGGGGCUGAUCCGGCCAUUGCGUUGUGGCCGGAAAAGGACUGCUUCAGCGGCCUGCACACCUUCCUCGAGGAUCGCUCUGACUUCACUGGGCUGAGAAUCGCUUGGGAGGCCUUUAUGGUGGAGGUCCGCGAUGAAUGGGGAAAUGACGGGGAUCCGCUUAAGAGGCUCGUAUACCCCGACUUGGGCGUGACCCGAGAGCAGCUCUUCUUCUACGCCCAGUCCAUCCCCUACUGCUCCACAUACGACCGUUCGCAGCACAUCGUCGGCAGCAAGGGCCGUGACGUUCAUUCGGCGCACCGCAUCCGCGUCAACAUGAUUCACAGCAACAUGGAGGAGUUCGCAAUAGCGUUCAACUGCACGCCCGGCGAUCGCAUGGUGCAACGGCCGACCUGCCCGUACUUC
Messenger RNA from Mesorhabditis spiculigera, 1404 nucleotides. Lineage: Eukaryota; Metazoa; Nematoda; Chromadorea; Rhabditida; Rhabditidae. The record is from the annotation of a GenBank genome assembly.